Phaeoacremonium minimum UCRPA7 is the source of this 909-nucleotide messenger RNA. RefSeq names its product putative rta1 domain protein. Bases 1 to 909 code for a protein of 302 amino acids. Lineage: Eukaryota; Fungi; Ascomycota; Sordariomycetes; Togniniales; Togniniaceae. Gene Ontology annotation, cellular component: plasma membrane; fungal-type vacuole. The record is from RefSeq and is a predicted model, not a curated record. The transcript is spliced from 2 exons.
AUGUCUCGCAACGGCAACCACACGGUAGAGUUCCUGGAGGAACUCCAGAAAGGCUGCAAAGCCCUACGGUCAGACGUUGAGCCUUCCUAUGGAUACGUCCCGACACUGGGUGCUGGAAUUGCCUUUGACGUGCUCUUCGGCCUCGCUCUGAUCGGGCAUCUUGUGCAGAUUGUGAGAUUCAGGAGGUGGACCUCGAUCUUGCUCGCUUGCGGUGCGAUUCUCGAAGCUCUGGGAUGGGCCGGAAGGACUUGGUCGGCCAAGUGUCCAUACAGCCAUGAUGCUUUUCUAAUUCAAAUCGUCACACUCAUUAUCGGACCGGUAUUCUUUUCCGCAGCUCUCUACGUGUUGCUCGGCAUCCUCAUACUUCAACUCGGUCGCAAGUCCAGCAUCCUCUCGGCAAAGAUGUAUGCCAUUGUCUUCUGUGCUUGUGAUGUCGUUUCGCUUGUGAUUCAAGCGAUCGGUGGUGGGAUGGCUUCGUCUGAAUCGGACAAGGUUGGUGGUGAUACGAAGCCAGGCACGAACGUGAUGGUUGCCGGAAUUGCUUUCCAGCUUGGCACUAUGACCCUCUUUGCAUUGUUCGUGUUCGAUUUCGUUCGCCGAAUUCGAGGAAUGCAUAUUACCCGACAUCUGAAGCAAGUCCUAUUCGCCAUGUCCGUCUCAUUCCUGAUGAUCUACAUUCGAAGUAUCUACCGAACGAUUGAGUUGGCGCAGGGUUGGGAUGGUUAUCUCAUCACACAUGAGGGCUUCUUCAUCGGAUUGGAUGCUGCGAUCAUGGUGGUGGCUGUUGCAGUGUUUCUCCUUUUCGAUCCCGCCGCCUUGAUACCCAAGGGCAAGCAGCCAGAUCAGCUCAUCGAUGCAGUUGACAACUCGGACUCUUCAGACAACGAACGAAAGCCAGCCCCGGCUUAA